UAUACAAUAUAAAUGCAAGACAAUAUCACAGAGGAACACACAGUUAAAACAAAAGUUGUUGUUAAAUACAUAAAAUAAAAAGGUAAAUUUUAACAGCUAUUUGACUUUAAGAGCACAGUGAGUAAAUUAAUGCGUAUGCCUAUGCCAAGGAUAACCCAUGAAAGCCGCAUGGCUUAUUUCCAAUGGGGUCCUUCUGAACUAUAUCCUAUAAGGGAUAUAGCCCUAGAUUCUGUGCUUGUUGACAUGUUCUACUUGUUUAUAAACAAUCCAGCUUAACGUCACACGUACAAAGUCCCGUGAAUACUAUCUUAACAGUGACGAAUCGUCAUACCCCGACACUAGUAUUAAUCAAAUUUUCCUUCUUUUUUUUUUUUUUUUUACAAGGACAUCAAUUUCACAUCUUUCAGAAAGCUUAACAUUUAAUUUCUUCACAUGAUUAUUGUACACCGAAUACAAAAGAAGUCCCUAAUAAAUUGUUAUUAAAUUAUGACAGUUAACAGUUCCGCAUGGCUAGGUUUACGUAGAACAAAUGACACGAUGCCGUAAGCAAUGUAUUAAUUUAUCCAUGUUGGGUGAAUUUCUCUAUGUUAACUGUGUGGUUACUAUUAACAUACGUUCAGUAUUUCCUGGUGAAUUUUUAUCUCAAUUUCUUCAUAUCUCUUGAGAGACGGAUCAGGAAAAAAGGUUAAAGGAUCGUGAUUGAUUUUCUUUUUCUCAGUGAAACAUUACGGAUUAUUUCACCACGGAUUCCCAACGUGAGGAUCAGAAAGCGGAGGAUAAAAUGACUCUCACGUCAUAUCCAUCCUCCUGGAGCUUAACGUCCCACUCCCCACUCAUCAAGAAACGCCUCUCUCGGUCCGAUUCCGCCGGGUCACUUCCCGACAACAUCCUAGAUAAGAGAGACGCCAAGGGUAGAACAACCUUCUUCAAUGCCACGAAGGUGGGAGAUAUAAACGAGGCGAAACGGCUGUUAAACGCAGGGUCAGAUGUCAAUAGGGGUGAUAUCUACAAGGUCACUCCGCUCCACGAGGCCGUGGAAAGGUCAAACUCACAGAUCGUCGAAUUUCUCGUCUCAAAAGGUAGUGACCUAAAUGCCAAGACGAUUCUGGGACAGACACCAUUAAUGAGAGCCGUUCUCUACGACGACAUCGACCUAGUCAAGUAUCUACAAAAAGCAGGUGCCAAAGUCGAUGAAAGGGAUUGCACAGGUAAAACUGCUCUUCUCAUAGGAAUCCAAGAGGGACGAACUGAAGCAUGCGCAUAUUUAAUCAAAAGCGGAUGUGACGUAAACAUAUAUGAUCGCUUAGGACACACAGCCAUGAUGGUGGCUCUGAGAGGAGGAAAGACGUCCAAUUUCUACAUCGGACGUAAACUUGUCAAGCAUGGCUACGAUUUGAAAAGAGACGAAAAAUGGAUGACACCGGAGGAACUAGAGUCGGUUAGUGUGAAGCCAAACGUUGUAGACAAAAUCUGCUCAAAGCUUGGAAUUACACUGAAGAGAAGUCCGUCCAGUGCCAGCAAGAAAGACAGGGGCGAGAGCAACUGACAUUGAUUUAGAGACGUCUGACUACACCAUCACACCAAGGAAUGGCUGCUGUAGCACUAACAGGAACCCAGUGCUUUCAAAUGUUCUACACCCACUUAUACAUUAAUACGAUAUCACAAGUGCUUAAGUGUAAAUAACGGGAACUUCGGAUUUAGAUAUCUGCGUAUUGACAAAAAGACGAACAUUGUCAUUUUCAUUAAGAGUCAUUAUAUCCUAAGAGAAGUGAUGUAUAUCCCUACAUUAAGCGUGUUGUUUUAUGAAUCAUUUUACCAAUUUUACCAACUUCUACAAAUCAAAACACAAAGAAUGUCAUAAUGUCAUUUAUUUUCUAUGCAUGCAUGUAUAUUAUCAUCACAGUUAUUUAUACUCUAGAAUUAAUAGUUUUAUAAUUCUGCUAUCACAUGUCUUCAUUCUCAGUUCCACAAAAAACCUUAUAAUGACUUAAACCCGACUUAGGACCGUUGAUUUCUUCAUGAUUUGCAAAUUUCUGAGUAAGCACACUAAGUAUAUCACUAUGAUAAUCCUUGCCUAUUUGAUUAUGUUCACCUCGAUAGUCUUCAGAUUUCUCCAUUGUGCGCUCUCCAUUUUAUUUACCGUUGAGGAGUGCGUCAAGCAGUUCAUAGAUUCAAAAUUCAUCUUCAUCAGCUAACACAAAUUGAUAACGUUGAAUUGACAAUGCAAAUUUUGUUUAAGCUAGAUCUUGUUAUCGUUUUUAAUCAAUGGCGUUAUAUUAGCACUAAAUACAAAGACUACAUAUAAUGUGCAAUCACAUAAAAUCUCAAUCUAAUACACAGCGCAGAUAAAAGUAAUUAAUGUAGCACUUGCAAUAUGCAACACAUGAAUGUGUUUCAUAUAAAAAUGGUGGGCAUGAAAAAUCCGACACCUGCUGGAACUUACGAAACAAUAUACUUGAACAAUAGAUGAAAAUCUUUUUUCUGUAAAACAUUCACUUUUUGAAAUUUCUGUGUAUACUACUGCCUCUGUGAUAUUCUUAUGAAUAUAAUAUAUAUAUAUAUAUAUAUAUAUAUAUAUAUAUAUAUAUAUAUAUGUACAUCUGUAAAAUUCAUUAAAUUUUUAUGUAUCCCAAAGAAUGUGUACAGGAAAAAUAAAGAGUUAAAACAAAGUGA
Ostrea edulis (European flat oyster) is the source of this 2673-nucleotide messenger RNA. RefSeq names its product serine/threonine-protein phosphatase 6 regulatory ankyrin repeat subunit C-like. The record is from RefSeq and is a predicted model, not a curated record. Lineage: Eukaryota; Metazoa; Mollusca; Bivalvia; Ostreida; Ostreidae. The transcript is spliced from 3 exons. Gene Ontology annotation, molecular function: protein binding. Bases 782 to 1546 code for a protein of 254 amino acids.